AUGGCUGCUAGAAACCCAAAUCCAGGAGCUUUGAAACAGGAGCAGGUAACUCCUAACGAAGCGUUGAAGUUAUACAGAAAUACCUUGAAUUUUAAUGUCAUCAGUCGAUACGACCCAUCAAUUAAGCAACUUUUAUACCACACAACUUACUGCGUAAUCUACAAAUUCAACGAUGAACUACAGGAAUGGACAAAAACAGACUACCUGGGAAUGCUUGCUCUUUAUCUCAGAGACUUUAAAGUGCCUUCGACUGGCCGACUGACAAGCUACCAGGACUUACAAAAUCUUUUUUGUUACGGUCUUAUUUUAAUGAACAGGAAUAACCCAGAGUGUUUUUCAUUGGGUCUUCUCCCAAAUAAAUUUAUUAAGCACUUUUUUCCAAAUGGGGUGAAUGGGUUGAACGUCUUAGAAAUGGAUGUAGAGUUGAAUGAUAAUUUGAUAAUUGUGAAAAAUUUAUUGGGCGAAAUUUUUGGCUUGUGGGUCUUUAAUGAAGAUGACAGAAGAAAACUUUUCAAGUCUCUAGAGUAUUGUCUUAAUAAUGAAGCAUCAGUAAUCACUAAAUAA
Priceomyces carsonii is the source of this 564-nucleotide messenger RNA. RefSeq lists its product as uncharacterized. Gene Ontology annotation, biological process: deadenylation-dependent decapping of nuclear-transcribed mRNA; deadenylation-independent decapping of nuclear-transcribed mRNA; positive regulation of catalytic activity. Gene Ontology annotation, molecular function: enzyme activator activity; mRNA binding. Gene Ontology annotation, cellular component: P-body. Lineage: Eukaryota; Fungi; Ascomycota; Pichiomycetes; Serinales; Debaryomycetaceae. The transcript has a single exon. The record is from RefSeq and is a predicted model, not a curated record. Bases 1 to 564 code for a protein of 187 amino acids.